Messenger RNA from Trachymyrmex cornetzi, 1760 nucleotides. RefSeq names its product hormone receptor 4-like. NCBI's taxonomy places the organism in Eukaryota, Metazoa, Arthropoda, Insecta, Hymenoptera, Formicidae. The record is from RefSeq and is a predicted model, not a curated record. Bases 1086 to 1760 code for a protein of 224 amino acids. The transcript is spliced from 4 exons.
GUCUUUUUUAUUAAAAACGUUUAAAUUCCAAAAUCUUUCGUAUAGUUCAGUUCGGUUUCCAAGUUUUCAAGUUUCUCAGUGAUUGUAUGCGACGGUCGUCGUUGUCGCGCGCGUGAACGUGCGAGUGUUGUGUCAAGCCGGUGCGCGAUUAUGCGAUUGAAAGUACAAACAGGAUACGGACAAGUCUCAUAGGAUACUAACGCACAAAUUUGCGGAUCAUCGAUUUUUAACGGUACGCUAAAAAUAUCGAAACGAGAACGGAACGACCGAAUGUGACACUUGAGACUCGGAGAAAUGUUAACGUAAUAAUGUGCGCGUAGUGAAUCGCGAUUGUGACAUCAGGUGAACAGGCGACGCGAUCAAAGGAGAGUUUCUUACCGAAAUAUUUCGCAGAACCAACAGCUUCACCGGUCAAGAACGAGAGUCAACCAAACGGACAACUGCGGGCCCCCGAAGAAGGGUGCCCUGGAGAGAAGAGUAGUCCCAACGUUAGCGAAUUCGUCAAGACGACAGACGCCUCGGUCUAUGGAGAAGGUGGUGACACUAUCAUCCAUUGAGAUGUGAUCCAGAACAUAGGAGGGACACUUAGUAGUUUGUAGUUGGUCCCCAUCUCCCCCCUCUAUCACCCCAUUACCCCACUAGCCCCCUCGUGACUUCUACCACCUACUCUACCUUCCCCUCUCCCCUCAUACACAUGCACGUGUGAUAAUCCACUUCACCGGUAAAGCAACCACCGGAUCAGCAGCUUCUCUCGAAUACGCCGGCUACUCUACCGCUCAACGACACUCCUCCCUCCUUUUUAAUACGAUCCUAAUGAAUUUUUAUCGCCCGCUUUUCUUCAAACAACGUGCCAUACAACCCUCAGCAACCUGUGAUAUAAUACUCGAUGCCUAAUUUACGUAGACGUAGACAUCUAGUCGAAGACUAGAUCAGGCCGAAGGUUUUGUCGUCAAAAGAAAACUGCAAUUCCUAAGACAACGACAAUUUAGCCGACCAGAACAAGCAUUUUAAGCAUUUUAAGCACGAGGAUUUUAGAAGAUUAUAGUACGAGAAGAGAAAAAAGAAACGGAAGACGGCGCCGGAGAAUGUCGACGUGUACCGACGAGGCCGAUAAUGCACCCUGCACUCUCUCACCGGUGCAGGAGGCACCAGUCUCACCAGCGUCCUCCUCUCUGAGCAACCAAAAUCAAAACGAGAACGAGCAGGUCUUGCUGGCGACCAUGCAACCGGUGAACGUGCUCGAUCUGCACGAACCGCCGGCCGUGCACACGCUCCAUCCCAAGUACCACCAUCACCAUCACCAUCGUCACCAUCACCAUCACCAUCAUCAUCAUCAUCACCAGCAACAGCAACAACACAUCCAGGGCAACGAUUCGGAAGACAAACUGGAAGGUGCCACUUCUGCACAGUCCAAUACAAGACACCGAACCGGAAAGUUCGUCCGAAAAUUAGUCGACGCGUACAACGGCACCACCGUUUGCGGCCACCGCAGCGGGACCAAGUGGGUUAUCGGUUGCCCUGGUGGUUGUUCGAUCGUGCGGGAUCAAGAGGAAGAGAAGCGUAGGAAGGAAGAGGAAGAGGAAAGAGGACGGGCAAGCACGAGUCAUCUCCGCUGGUGGAAGGUGGAGAAGCUGGAGGUGGAAGAGGAAGAAACGGAGGCGGAGGAGGAAGGAGGAGGAGGUGGGGGCGGAGGUGGAGAAGAAGGAGAGGACGAGGAAGGACGGAGAAUGAGAUGGAAGGCGAAGGCGGAGGCGCGAUAA